Messenger RNA from Hevea brasiliensis (rubber tree), 3432 nucleotides. RefSeq lists its product as uncharacterized. The coding region runs from base 508 to 3066 and encodes 852 amino acids. Lineage: Eukaryota; Viridiplantae; Streptophyta; Magnoliopsida; Malpighiales; Euphorbiaceae. The transcript has 10 exons. The record is from RefSeq and is a predicted model, not a curated record.
CUCAUUUCACAAAAAAUUCCAUAAUCAUCAUCUCCUAUAGGACCCAUAUUUGUCGAAUCACCGAUCACUGAUGCCUAAGCGUGCUUCAUACUGAUUUGCCUUCUUAUCCUCCUUACACAUUAAAUUGUCUUCACUGAUUGGGUCGAAAGUUCAUGAAUUGGCUGGUUUUGGCACAUUAUAUUUCAUCUGUGCUUUUGAUUUGCCUCUCUCUCCGUGUUCGUUCUUUGUUCCAUGGCUUAGUGUCACAUGAAGAAGGAUGAAGCUAAUCAUGAUUUAGAUGGCUUUAUUAAUCACAUCACGUUUCAUUAUAUUUUGCCUUGUUGUUAAAGUUUGUGAGGUAUACACUCUUUUUAUCAGGCAGUGAAAUUCUGGCCCCCCUCCUCUCCUCCCUCCUUUUUCCUCGCACCGGCGGAUAAGGCAUACGCCUAAACUUCUUGCUUGUUCAUGUGAUAGCUAAUUGGCACAUCCAAUGACAAAUUCUAAUAUGCUGAUACUCUUCCUAGGACAAUGAAUUUUCUGCAAAGGUAUACUACCCACAACGUGGUGACAGAACAAGUUCCUGUACACGAACCUUCUGCAGACACGCGUUAUGCAUCGAAGCCGUCAGCAACUCUGGAGGGUCUUAUAGCUGAAGAUCCAUUUCCCCAAUCUCCUACAGCUGAAGGUGGUGAUGGAGAGGCUCAGGGAAUUGGUGAUGAAAAUGGCACCGUUGGUGGUGUGAGCUCAAAAAACUGCUCUCUUGUUGUGGAAAACCACUCAGAUGUUUCUGAAGAAGAAGGAUGGAUUGCUAUUCCACAUGGACAGCUUCCUGAUGGUUGGAAUAAUGCUCCAGAUAUACAUUCAUUACGCUCUCUGGAUCGGUCAUUUGUCUUUCCUGGCGAGCAAGUUCACAUCCUGGCAUGUUUGUCAGCAUACAAGCAGGAUACAGAGAUUAUUACUCCAUUUAAAGUUGCUGCAGUAAUGUCUAAAAAUGGCACUGGACAAAACCCUGAAAAUCAAAAUGAGAAUAUGAAAGAAGGAACAGUUUUGGUGUAUGGAGAAGCGGAAGUGAGUACUGAUGACCAAGCAAUAGACCAAAAUGGGAAUGGGCCAUCAGAAAAGGGGAUUGAUCCAAAAAAGGGUAUCUCCGCCAGUGAAUCCAUUCUCAGAAUGGAAGAUCACAAAAGACAAACUGAAGCGUUAUUACAAAGAUUUAAGAACUCUCACUUUUUUGUUAGGAUUGCAGAGUCAGGAGAGCCACUGUGGUCAAAAAAAGGUGCUCCUGAUUCAAACUCUUCUGAAAUGGAUGAUCAGAACUCCAGUCAAGAUGAAACGAAAAAAACUGCAAAUAACAUGUCUCGACUUGGUGCUAUUAUUGAUAGAGGAGAUUCUGAUGCCCACGCCUCUGGUGGAGCAGCAAGAAAUUCUGUUAACUGCUUCUCUCUCUCUAAUGGAGACAUAGUGGUACUUUUACAAGUUAAUAUUGGUGUUAAUUUUAUGAGAGAUCCUGUUAUUGAGAUUCUUCAAUUUGAGAAAAAUCAUGAGAGACAGCUGUCUGUUGAGAACCAGGACAACUUUAAUGGCAUGAAUUAUGACCCUUAUGGUGAAUUGUUAAAAUGGUUGCUUCCUUUGGAUAACACUCUUCCUCCUCCAGCUCGUUCUUUAUCUCCUCCUCAUUUAGGUUCUGGUUCAGGAAUUGGCAGGGCUUCUCAAAAGUCUAACCCUUCUGGUUCUCAGCUCUUAUCUCAUUUUAGAAGUUACUCCAUGUCAUCAUUGCCUCAAAAUACUGCACCAUCUCCUCAACCUGUUAAAGUCCAAAGUUCUACACCCAGCUUUGACCUUGGAGACUUGAGCCAGUUCUCAUCUCAGAAGUUAUGGAAAAAUCAAAAAACAGGGGGUGAAGGUCUUUUAUCUUUCCGAGGUGUAUCGUUAGAGCGAGAAAGAUUUUCUGUUCGUUGUGGGUUGGAAGGAAUCUACAGUCCAGGAAGGAGGUGGUCAAGGAAACUUGAAAUAAUUCAACCUGUGGAAAUCCAUUCUUUUGCUGCUGAUUGCAAUACAGAUGAUCUUCUCUGUGUCCAGAUAAAGAAUGUUUCUCCAAGAAGUAAUCCCGAUAUUGUGGUAUACAUAGAUGCUAUAACAAUUGUUUUUGAGGAGGCUUCAAAGACUGGAUCACCUUCAUCAUUACCAAUUGCAUGCAUUGAGACUGGAAAUAACCACUGUUUACCAAAUCUAGCUCUCAGGAGGGGUGAAGAGCACUCUUUUAUUCUUAAACCAGCAUGUACUAUGCAGAAGAAUCUUAAAGUUCAUGGUGAAAGAAUUUCCCUGUCAUCAAGUUCUCGUAUUGCAUCAAAUAACAUUGAAGGAAGGAGGAGUGUUUCAAAUACUGAUCAGUAUGCAAUUAUGGUGUCUUGUCGAUGCAACUACACUGAAUCAAGGUUAUUUUUCAAGCAGUCAACUAGUUGGCAACCACGUAUCUCAAGGGAUCUUAUGAUAUCUGUUGCAUCAGAAAUGUCGGGUCAAUCUUCUGGACCUAACGAAAGAGCCUUUCAGCUUCCAGUUCAGGUCUUAACCCUUCAGGCAUCAAAUUUGACAUCUGAAGAUCUAACCAUGACAGUUCUUGCUCCUGCUUCAUUUACUUCUCCUCCUUCAGUGGGGUCCUUGAGUUCACCAAGAGCACCAAUUGGUCCAUUUGUUAGUUUGGCUGAGUCUACAGGUAGAAUAAAUGGGGAGAGACAUGGCGCUGCAAUGCAGAGGCUGAGCUCUGUGCCUUCAUCAGGGAAUCCAAAACAGAGUGGCAGUGUCGGAGUUCACUUUGUUUCUUUUAAUGGGCAAUCUUCUCCUAUAGCUGAUGUCAUUCCCAGUAAUGGUUUGGGUUGCACACACCUGUGGCUCCAGAGUAGAGUUCCGUUAGGAUGUGUUCCUGCUCGGUCGACAGCUACCAUCAAGCUUGAGCUACUUCCAUUGACUGAUGGCAUAAUUACACUGGACACUUUACAGAUUGAUGUUAAGGAGAAAGGUCUGACCUAUAUUCCUGAGCACUCACUGAAGAUAAAUGCAACUUCAAGCAUUUCCACAGGGAUUGUUUAGGAUGGAUCAAUUAUACUUUCUGUUUCUUACCAAAUUUAAUCUUCAACCAUGGAAAGCGAUUCGAAGGGCUGUCUUGACUUGUAUCACCUAGUUAUUUUGUGUUCCUUGAUUUUAAGAAAGUUAUACCCUCACCUCAUGUAUUGUGAAUCAUGACCUGGAGACACAAUGGCUGUCAUAUACCCUCGUAAUGGGAGAGAAAUAUACCCUUUGGAGAUGGAUUGAACCGUGUGAAUUGUUCUGAUUUAAUACUUCAAUGACAGCACGGAAUUCAUUCUUGCUCGUGUAUUCUAUUCUAUUCACUAAUCUGUACACCCCAUUUUUUUACGGUAACGUUAUAGAUGCGGGGUCCAUAAUUAUCUGGUUUAA